Molecule: messenger RNA, 1766 nt
Organism: Saccoglossus kowalevskii
Lineage: Eukaryota; Metazoa; Hemichordata; Enteropneusta; Harrimaniidae
Biological process (GO): centriole replication; centriole-centriole cohesion
Cellular component (GO): spindle pole; centrosome
Source: RefSeq, a predicted model, not a curated record
CGAGAUUCGAAGUGUUUCGGUGUACUAUAUUCCAGGUGGCGUGGACACGAGUGUAGUGACACAACUUAUUGAGACAACAGUUUAUCAGGAAUCUUCAUAGACGGAAAGUAUUUUCAAAAAUCAAUCAUGGCUACUGGAGAUAUAAAAAACAACCUCAGAAAAUUGAGAAGACAGCUAAGAGAAAUGAAGUACUGUCCCCAGUCUGAUGAUCCGCAACAAAUCUUUGAUGAGGGGAUCACAGAGGGUCGACUGACGUCAUUUCUUCCAUUAUGGCACUUUGCGUUCCUGAAAUAUUCCCUUCCAGUAGCAGAGUUUAUAUCGUCCAAGAACUUUGAAUUGUUUGGAAAGUCAGACUUGCGUUUUGUCGAGAUUGCUUUCAGAGUUCUCAGAGAUUUGUUUUCUUACAAACCCAAAUUGACCAAAGAUCAAAUGAUGACAAAUGGAUUCACAGAGCGUAAAAUCAUAAUAACAUACGAUAUUUUGAAUCUGAUUAAAGCUAAACACCAGGAGCUGGAACGUAAAUCUCGCAAACCCAAGACAAAUCUACAUUGCAACAAAUUCCUUUCAAAGUCUUUCACACCAGGUGCUACAUUGGAAGCUAGUAGUAUUCCAGUUACUUUACCCCAAAUACCUGUUCCAGAAAACCUUGUUCAAAGACAUCAUCCCUUAACUGUUGGUGAGGAGAUUCUUGUUAAUGAGUCAGCCAGAGAAGAAAGCGAAGCAGUAUUGGAAGAUAUUAGUAUUCCAGUUGGUGUCAAACGCAAGGAUGACGAAGAGCUAAGGCCAAUGGAUGAUGGUUACAAAAGUGCUAACGUAUCGCCAGUACUAGACAGAGGAGCUGUUCCGUCCAAUAUACAAGAAAAUCGCUUAAGAGUGGUGGAAGAAAGAAUGGCAAUGUUUGAGCGCAGACUGACCAAAUUGGAAGAGACUGUAGAUGAACUGAGCAACAAACAGAGCAAUCAUGAUGACCAUAAAAAUGGCACAACUGAUGGAGAUUUAACUACAAUCUUGAGUCGCCUAACCCUUGUUGAAUCCAGAGUUCAACUUCUUCAAUCCCAGAGCCAGAAUUUUGGUCUGCGAACACUACCUGCAGCUAAAGUGAUGCCAUCUACAAAGCCUGCAUCUCACAAGACCUUGCCACAAGGCCAUCUAGUCGCUGGUUCUCCAGUUUUACAAGGUGCUGCUGCUGCUGCGUCACUCCCAGACACUCCUCCAAUCGAUUCGAGCAGUCCAGUGAUACCUACUAGUACUAAAAGCAACACUUUCUACAACUUUGCUGCAACAGCUGCAGUUGCCUGUGCCGUUGCUGUACCGUAUAGAGAGACGCAGGUCCUUGCUGAAAGUACAACUGCAGCCACACCAGAUUCAACAGUUACAAGUGAAGGAGAAUCAUCAUCAGUUUUUCCAACUAUCUCGGUUAGUGCAUCAAAAUCACUAGAAAACGUUCCUGAAUCGACAACUUCGUCUGAUCAUGCUCAUGAUAGUAGUGAAGACCAAGCUGCAAGCCUUGCUGAUGAAGCUGCAAGCUCCCUCGCAGACAAAGCUCCAGGUACUCUUACAGACGACGCUGCAAGCCCUUUGACAUCAUCAUCAGAUGACAAAAAAAACAAUAAACCAGAAGAUAUGAUGAGCAAAUUUGACAGACUUACUCAAUUAAUAAGCGAUACUGAACAGAUGCUUGGCAUGGAUACAAGUCUAGUGCGCUCGCCUUCAUCAGAAGAUGAUGAAGUGUACACAGAGGCCAACUCAGAGAUGUAAACACAACA